Messenger RNA from Lotus japonicus, 1123 nucleotides. RefSeq names its product expansin-like B1. Gene Ontology annotation, cellular component: extracellular region. The record is from RefSeq and is a predicted model, not a curated record. NCBI's taxonomy places the organism in Eukaryota, Viridiplantae, Streptophyta, Magnoliopsida, Fabales, Fabaceae. The coding region runs from base 109 to 864 and encodes 251 amino acids. The transcript has 4 exons.
ACUACCUAUCUCAUCAUUCUUGGCUCAUACACUUCAAUUUAUUGCAUUGGUCACUCUUAAUUGCUGAAUUUCUCUCGUCUUUCAACUUGAGAUUUUUUUUAUUCUGACAUGGAAUUUAGUGUUAAACACCAAAUUGGCCUUGUUUGUGGCAUGCUACUCUUAGCUGCACUGUGUAAUUCACAGGAAUCUUUUACUGACUCCAGAGCAACAUAUUAUGGUAGCCCUGAUUGCUAUGGGACUCCAAGGGGAGCAUGUGGCUUUGGUGAAUAUGGAAGAACAGUGAAUGAUGGCAGUGUUGCAGGAGUCUCUAGGCUAUGGAAGAAUGGAAGUGGCUGUGGUGCAUGUUAUCAGGUAAGGUGCAAAGUGCCACAAUACUGUGAUGAAAAUGGAGCAUAUGUGGUGGUAACAGAUUAUGGUGAGGGAGACAGAACAGACUUCAUCAUGAGCCCACGUGGCUACUCAAGAUUGGGAAGCAAUGAAGCUGCAUCUGCAGAAUUGUUCAAAUACGGUGUAGUGGAUGUUGAAUACAGAAGGGUACCCUGCAAAUACAAUGGCUAUAACAUAGUGGUUAAGGUCCAUGAACACAGCAAAAACCCUAACUACUUUGCUGUCCUGGUACUCUAUGUAGAAGGAAUAUACGAUGUCACUGCUCUUGAGAUGUGGCAGGAAGACUGCCAAGAAUGGAGGCCUCUACGCAGGGCAACUGGGGCAGUGUUUGACUAUGAGAACCCUCCAAGUGGUGAAAUCAACUUGAGGUUCCAAGUGAGUGGCAAGGGAGGGCUUUAUUGGGUGCAGUCCAAGAAUGCUAUACCUAGUGAUUGGAGGGGUGGAGCUGCAUAUGACACCAUGGUUCAGCUUAAUUAGAAACAACAAAGCACUUUGAGAUACAUGGAUCGCAGAUUAUAAAAUAGAUUAUAAAAUAGAUUAUAGAUAUGCACCAAUAUCCAAUUUGUUACUAGUUUGUGUCACUCUAAGCAUGUGCUGCUGUGUGGAUGUUGAUGAUCUUUUGUAUGGGAGACUAAAAUAAUAUGGGACUUCAUGUAUGAGAUUGCAUGGAAUUUGAAUAAAAUAAAGUGUAAUACCCUUUCUCCAAUAAUGAUAUAUACACAACUCCUUUUUUAUA